Lactuca virosa is the source of this 777-nucleotide messenger RNA. Lineage: Eukaryota; Viridiplantae; Streptophyta; Magnoliopsida; Asterales; Asteraceae. The record is from the annotation of a GenBank genome assembly.
AUGGACUUGGUGGAACACAUUAACCUCAAUUUGGAUCCCGCAGAUGACCCACGAAGGAGGCACCGAACAAAGUCUUUGAAAUCACAUCUCAAUCACAAUUAUCGGGUCCACGCCUGUGGUCAGCUAGGUUCUUUUGCUGUAGACAGCAUAGCUUCAAAUCAAGACAUCCAAGAUGGUGAGACCAUUGUUUCAACUGGAGGAAUGUAUGAACUUGGCUUUUUUAGCCCCAGUAACUCAAACAAUCGAUACUUGGGAAUAUGGUUCAAGAAGAUAUCAACAGGUAGAGUGGUAUGGAUUGCAAACAGAGAGUUUCCGAUACCUAAUAAAACAGGCACGCUCAAAAUCAACAGAAAGGGACACCUAUUGCUUUCCUGCUGUGGCGAUACCCUAAUUUGGUCAUCCAAUUCCUCCGCGUUUGUCAGGUAUAAUAACAAUCCAGUGGCACAACUUUUGGAUACUGGAAAUUUUGUUGUAAAAGAUGGUAGUAGUAGUAGUAGUUCUAAUAAGACAAAUUUCAUAUGGCAAAGUUUUGAUUAUCCUGGUGACACUUUGCUAGCUGGAAUGAAACUUGGUAAGGAUUUUGUAACAGGCAUAAACAGGAGCUUGACAUCAUGGAAGAGUCCUGACGAUCCUUCUACAGAUAAUAUCUUUGAGGUGGGAUGGAAGCAUAGCAUUGUUGCAUUGGAACAAUCGAAGUCAAAAUUGGGUUGUGUAUACAAGUGGUCUAAUAGACAGUUGUGUUCGCUAUGGAAUCUGUGGUCCUUAUGGAAGCUGUAA